AUGGUGAAAGGAGUAAAUGUCGAAGCAGUUUUGGAUGCGCUGGACUCUAAUUUCACCGGUCUUAUUGACAAAGAGCAGAUACAAGUUUUUUACGAAAGUUACUAUAACAGUCGAAUUGAUUUACGCAUAAUUGAGCUUGCAAUUUUAAGUGUAUGCAGUGACAAUUCCUCUGGAAAAUGUACAAGAGAGAAGUUUGUUGAUGUCAUCGCUGAAAUUAAUAAAAGGAAAACUUUGGAGGAGCAAUUACAUUGGGACUUUAAAUCUUUAGAUAGAGAUGGAGACUGGCUGAUAACUGUACAAGAUGCCUACUUGCUAUUACAAAGCUAUUGUGGUAAGAAGUUUAGCAUGACGCACUGGAAAAACUUUGUUCAUGCAAGACGUUUUUCAGAAACUAAGGUCUGUUAUGAGGAAAUCCGAACAUUUAUGAAUAGCAUACCAACCGAAGACCUAAAUACAGAGGAAGAAGUUGAAAAAGAGGGCACCUUGCUAUCCCAAAUGGCUUUGAAUAAUGAACUCACGUUCUAUAGGGAAAUAAAAACUUUUGAGGAAAAUAAGAUCGAUAACAGGGCUGAAAAGGCAAUCAGGAAUCGCAAUGAAAGAUUAACAAAGACUGCUAAGAGGUACCUGAAAAUUUUAAAUACCCGCGGCAUUGAAGCUAUGCUAUACGACAAGGGUUAUAGUUCGUCUGAGGAAGAUGAACUUGUUACAGUUACGGCUCGUAACCGUAUCAGCACGAAGGACCUCUUUGAUAUCCUUAAUCGCAAAUAUGAAUGCAUAAGAGAGUCUACAAUAUGCGAUAUGAUUCGAAGACACGUAGGUGAAGGUAUGUGGAUGUCGCUAAAUGUACCAGAUAAGAAACGCAGAGUAAAGAAUUUGGGGAAAUUAGAGCAACAACUAAGAAAAAGUGGCUUUCUAGAUGAAAUCAUUAAUUUAGAUGGUGCUCAGCAACGUUCUCCGCAUGAUCUCAUUAGUUUAAUUGGUGAACCAAUCUUCGCUGUAGAAAUUCAUUUAUCAGAGGAACUGCAGAAACGUAAUAAGUUGAGAGAAUCUGGACUUAGUACCGAAGAAAUAGAUAGACAAUUAUUAAUAAAAGCCGUGAAAAAAUACGACAAUACAUCUUGCUCUUACUCUCAAAUACUGAAUGAUCUAGCCGCUAGACAGAAUGCAGAAACAGAUUUUUUAUGGUCCGACCUCCGCAGCGUGGAACCACAGUUUCUUAAAACUGCUAAUGAUCGUCUAAAGCAGUAUUUAAAAUUUGUCCGCCAGCUCUGUCGUGCAAGGCUAGACCUUCGUUUCCAUAGUGUUUCUCUUUCAGUUGGGCUAGUUUUGGAUCAAAUUAGGCAAGAAAAAUUAGCACAUGAGCGAUUAUCCGAAAGAAGGAGAGGAGACACUCCUACAAUGUCUCAAAUUGAUGAAGUAGAUAUGAAUCUCUAUGAUGAAUAUGGAGUUGUUGACCUUCUAGAAGCAACUGUUCGAACUCUAGAACAAAAGCAAGCACAUGAAAGAAACAAAUUCAUUGAAAUGUUACAGGGCUCAGAGAGUCUUUCCGUGAGGUCGAACGUUCGAAAAAUGAACAUCGAAGAGAGACAAAACCAAUACUCUUUACUCAAAAUUAAAAGGCGCAAGUGGCGUGAAAGUAGCGAAGAAGAAAGAAUUGCCAGGAAAACACAAAAUCAUCAGAUCUUACAGGAAGCAACUGCGAUUUAUUACGAGAACGCUAGAGAUAUUAAAGCGAAUGAUAGAGAAGUAGAUGUAGCAGUUGCAAUGUUAGCCGAAUUACAAUGCAUGCAAGACCAAGAGUGUGAGCGUUUUCUUACCGAUGUUGCCGAAAAGUCAAAUCAAGAGCUAAUAGACAUCAGAAAUGAAUUUCUAUCUGCACGCCAAGAAGAUUUGUUAGACAAUGUAUCAUCACUUGUUUUGAAAACUGACGUGGUCAGAACUAAAGAGGAAGUCGAAUUGGUAAAGGCUCUAGAAGAAAAAUACGAUAUGCUGAAAGAAAAGUUAAUCCUAGAUGCUCUUAAAACGCAAAUGGGUGAUGCUGAAUGGGCUAAAUUAUCUGAACGAGAAAGGCAGGCCAGACUAAUGAAGUUAAAGCUGGAAGAACGGAAACUUAGAAAUGAAGGUAAAUUCGACGAAGUAGCAAGACUUUUAGGUGAAAGCAUCAAGAAUCAUGAACAGCUCAACCAACUAAUGGGUCAUAAUCGUGCCAUGUAUGACCAACAGCUCAAGGAUAGACUGGCACGUCGUAAACAACUGAUUAUAGAAGGAAAUGAUCUCGAUAAGAUCGAGAUGGAAGAAGGCGAAUUGCCGGAGGAUAAUCAAGUACAUAGUAAUGUAAACUUACUGGAUGACCUGGAAGCCCGCUUUAACGCUGAAAAAGAGGCGCUAUUGGCUAUGCUGCACGGUGCGGAAGGUCAAGCCAUGUCAGAACGAGAAAGGCAAGCUGAGCUCUUACGCUUACGGCUUGAGACACGCAAAGGGCAAAUGGAAGAUAGAUUCGAUACUGCCGCGAUGAUGCUAGGAUUGGCUGAACGUAAUCAGGCUGCUGCUAAUGAAAGACUACAGGGAGAUCGUAAGCGACAGGAAAAAUUGGCAUUGGAACGUCUGGCUGAGAGAAAAGCAAGAAAUGGUAAAAAAAUUAUUAUUGAUGAAGAAUUAGAACCAGAAGAGGGUGAUAUUGUUGGCUGGCGUGACUCUGUCUUGAAGGAAAUGGAGAAAAAACACUGCAUGGAGAGGGAAUUAUUAUUGCAACUAAUGCAAGAUGAAGAAAGUGGAGAGUCUAGUUUAAAUACUCUCAAAAUUGCAGCCGUCAAGAUGGAAGAGAGCAAAAGGCAAGAAUGUCUCGUUGAGUUACGUGGGAACUAUGAUGCGAUCGUACGAGCAAAUGAGAGAAUAACGAAGAUUCGUAAAUUCUUUAUAGUUGAUCGAGAAGAGAUUCUCAAUAUUUUACAAGAAGCUGCUUUAGUGAAGUAUGCCAGUAGAAAGAUGAAGAUGGAAUUUGAAAAUGGAACCUUGGUUGACGAUAAUACCGUAUAUGCUUCAAUUAUGGCUGAUCUACAGAUCAACCAUUCUAAGGAAUCAGAAGAGAUGUCUUCACGAAUAAUGCAAUCUAGUAUGGAAGAACUAAUACAGCAAAGAGCUAAGCAAAUAGAAGCUAGACAAGAUCGUACGGCUGAGAAUGUAGCAAACAUAAUUACAAAGUAUGAAGGGGCAGCUGAUGAUGAUUAUAUUAUCAGCGCAUUGGAAAAAAAAUAUGAAUCACUUAAAGAUAAGUUAUUGGAAGAAGUAUUAAUACAACAAUUCGGAGAUGAUAGCUGGACCACUCUCUCUGAGAAAGAUAGGCAACAACGUCUUGUACAACUGAAAUUUGAGGAAAAGAAGCUAGUACGCGAGGGACGCUACGAUGAUGCCGCUGCGCUCUUAGGUGACGGAUUUGCGAUAGAAUCCAACUUAAAAAAACUUAUGGGUGAGAGCAGACCUUCUUAUGAAAGUCAACUGAAAGAAAGGUUAGAAAAGCGCAGGUUAAGAAUGCUGCAAGGACAAGAUAAAGAAGACAACUCAGAAUCAGAGUUGGAAGAGACUUUUAACGAAGAGAAAUCUUGUACAAAAGAACUAUUAUUGGAUCUAGAUAACAGACUCAAGGAAGAAAAGGAAGCACUAUCGGAUAGGUUACGUGGAGCAGACAAUUACGUUCUCACCGAAAGGGAACGACAAGUAGAACUAGUUAGACUUCGUCGAGAAUCUCGUAUGGCACAACAAGAACAUGAUUUUGACGCUGCAGCGAUCCAAUUAGGACUUCUUGAACGUAGUCAGGCAACAACCGUUGACAGACUUAAAUAUGACAGAUAUCGGCAAGAAAGACUCGCCGAAAAACGCUUAAAAGGAAAAGUAUAUACGCGAUCAACCUUGCCCGCCCGAAAGAUGCAAGAAGUUGAAAUUUCUGAUCCGAAAUACACAGAUCUUGUUCAGAUGCAAAAUACGCUUAUUUCAGCGACUGAAAUCAAGCAUAUCGAAGAGCGCAAGUUCUUCGUGGAUCUUUUAUCGAAAGAGCGUGAAAGCGUUAUAAUUGAGAUGAUUGAAAUCAUGUCUGAAGACGAAAGAGAGUGUAAACUACAAGAUUUGCUAAUAAGGCUUGAUACUAUUUCACCGGAUGAAGAGGGAGAGCAAGGUAUCUACUGGAAUAUUUUAGCGGAGGCCGCAGUAAUCAAAAUUGAAUGUAGGAAAAGUACCUUAAUUGGUGAAAGGAAGAUCGCCAGUAUAACCAAUGAUGACGUCAUAGUAUCUCUUCUUGCGGAUCUGAAUGAAAUACAACAAACAGAAAUCGAUAAAAUAAUAUCCCAGUUAGCACGAAAGAACGAAAGUGAAAUUAAAAGCAUUCAUGAAAAACAGCUGCAGAGAUUAAAAGAAAUGACGUACCAGAAUGUUAACUCAGUGUUAUUUAAUGCGGAACCUUCCAAGUUCGCCGGUGAAUCUCAAAUUACGGAAGCCUUAAACGGCAAAUAUGAUGCAUUAAGGGAUAAGUUAUUGGCAGAAGCCUUAGCUAAACAAUUAGGAGAUGCACAAUGGAAGAAACUUUCAGAGCAAGAAAGGCAAUUAAGGCUUAUGAAGUUAAAGCGGCAAGAACGAAAAUUACGACAGGAAAAUCGUUACGAUGAAUUGGCUAAUAUUCUUGAGCUGAAUGCCGAAGCAGAAUCCAAUGUCCAGGGGCUACUAAUGGAUAGUAAAUUGAAACAUGAGCAGCGGUUACAAGAGAGAUUGAAAAAGAGAAAGCAGAGACUAUCCGAGGGAAUGUCUGAAAGUGAGGUGGACAAACUGGAAAAGAAAGAAGAUGAAGAAUAUAAUCGUAAAUUAAAACUUCAGAACGAGGAUAAAUCGAUAGUAGGAUUGUUACGUAAUCUGAAAGAUUGCUAUGAAGACGAUAAGGCCGCUCUGAUGGCUGGGCUAUCAAAUGCCGAAGGUCAAAUGCUAAGUGAAAAAGAACGACAGAUGCAGCUCGCUAGACUUAAAAGAGAACAAAGAAGAGCGCGCCAAGAAGAUCAAUUCGAUGCUGCUUUAUUGGCUCUAACACUCGCACAAAGUCAAAAUGAGGCAGCAAAUAAAGCAGAACAGUUGAAUCGACAGCGUCAGGAACAUCUAGCGCGUGAGCGACUAGCUGCAAGAAAAAAAAAAUUACGUUCAAAUUCCACUAGCACACAGAAAAUGACAGUUGAUACUGAAAGCUUAGGCUCACUGCAGGAAGCUAUUUUGCAAAAUAUCGACAUUAAGCACAACGUUGAAAGAGACGUACUUAUUCGAAUAUUAAAUAAAAUUGAGUCCCAUGGGUUUGAAAACUUACAAGCAAAGGCAUUAUCAGCUGAGGGACGAAAUCAAAGGUUAACUCUUUUGAUGCAAAUAUGGCAAAAGAUGUUCAUGUCUGCUAGCGAUUCUUUAAAGGCUGGAGAAGAGCAAGAUUCAAUCUUUAAUGAGGCUGCUGGCUUGCGAUUGGUGAAUGAUUACCAUCGUGCAAGUAGCGAAGGUGGGUCCAAACUAGACUAUCGUGACAUUUGUGUGAGUAUUUUAGCCGAUCUACAACAAAGGCAAGAUGGUGAAGUACAAAAUUUAUCUAAAGAAAUCGAUAGUCAGAAUCUGCCAAACUUGAAAAAGUUGUACGGUGCUUACUCUAUGGCCAUAAAAGGAGGUUGGUUCGAUGACAUCGCUUCGGUUCUGUUCGGUGCAGUAAUGAAGGAAUCCGCCAAAUCAACAGAAUUAAAUGAUGAGGCACUUGUUAAUGCUUUGGAGGAGAAAUACGAUACUUUUCGAGAUAAAUUGUUAAUGGAAGUAUUAAAAGCACAAGCUGGAGGAGAAGCCGCUUGGAUGAAAUUAAGCGAAAAAGAAAGGAAUGAACAACUCGUAAAAUUAAAGAUAGAAGAAAAGAAACUUCGUGAAAGCGGUAGAUUAGAAGAAGCCGCUGCGUUAUCGAUAAAAGGUUUAUCAAAGGAAACCUUAGCAAGUUUUGGUAGUACUUUUGGCCUUCCUAGAGAACCUUCGAAGAGAAAAGAUCACGAUCGCUUAAAUUCUAAUCUAGACACUUUGGAGGAAGAGAAUGAAGACCGUUCGUAUUUGAAGGAUUUUCCUAUAGAUGAGACGAUAACGAAAAAUGCCAUUAUCAAUCUACAAGCCAACUUCGACAACGAAAAAGAAGCGUUGCUGUCUUCUCUUCGUAGCGCUAACAACAAAUACCAAAGCGAAAAAGAUCGUCAGUUGAUGUUAGCUAAGAUUCGACGGCAGCAAAAAAAAGUUGCUCGAGAAGAUAAGUUUGAAUCAGCGGCUCUUGUUUUUAGUAUUGCAGCAUCACAAGAAGCUGCCAGAGAAGAAAGCUUUAAGAAAUCUCGUGCGCGACAAGAAGAACUUGCAAGAGGAAGACUUGCACAGCGUAGGUUGCUCUUAAAGCAAAAGAAAGGAUCAGUUGUUGACGACGUCAAAGUUGUAGAAGCAAACCUUAAACAAGAAGCCGAAAGUGACGAAAGAGAUGAAGUUCUUCACCUCAGUAGAAUGAAGCAAGGAGGACUGUUAAGCUCCCAUGAAGUGGUUCUAUCCGAACUAGAAAAGAAACAUGCGACUGAACAAGAGCUUUUAUUUCAGAUUCUUGGCGAAAUCGAAAGCGAUUUAAGCAUUAUGGAACCAUACUCACUGAUGAGUCAAUUAGAUCGAGAUCAAAGAAUGAGCGAUUUACGGGUAUUAAGGACAGAGUGGAAAGAGCAAUCAAUGGAAGCUGCUUUCGAUGAAGUACCGGAGGAGAUUAUAUUGAAUAUAUGCAACCGAGUUAACGAACUGGUUAAAGUUAGUAGUAAGACUCCAGAAGAAAUGCAAGAAGAAAUUUCGGUAGCGCUUUUAACCGAUCUUCAAGAAAAACAAACUGCCGAAAAUUCUGCUGUUGAAAGGCAUCUAGUUGAUAAGGAUGAAGCAUUUCUUAAUCGCUUUGCUACUGAACAAAAAAUUUCAAGACGAGAAGGCUGGUACGAUAAUUUAGUUAAAGUGGUAUUAUCACCUAGUGUUAUCUCCGCAGAUGAUGAUAUAGAUGAUACAGAUGAACAGGAAACCCAGAUAGCACAACAAGAAAUUCAAAAUCACCUACUAAAGCUAAACGAAAACUUUGAGACUGACAAAGACGCUCUUAUGAAAGUGCUUGCAUCACAAGUAUACCGUAGAGUUUUAGAGAAAAGGCGACUUCGUAAGGAACAUAAACAAAGGCAACAGAAAGCCAAAGAUGCAAAUGAAACAGUACCACCGGACAUAGAUUUGUCAGAUGAUGAUGAAGAGAUUGUUGCAGAAUUAGAUAAAAAGACCGAAGUAUGUGAAAGGUCCAGGGCUUUGCAAAGUGAAGAAGACCUAGUAGCAGCUUUAUCACUUCUAGAGGCGAUGCAUCAGGCUCAAAGAACGACAUUAAAUAGUGAAUUGGAGCGCCAAAAGACUUUAGCAAGAAAGAAACUUGAAGAAAAACGCUAUAAAAGACAGCUGAAAGACUAUGAAGAUGAAGUAGCUAAUUCUAUGAUAGCCAUGGCUGAAAAAACACAACUUACCUUAAUGAAUUCGAGUAAAAAUGAAAAAAAUCGACAAAAGGAUAUCCUGCGAAAUCGUUUGGCUGCUAAAAAGGAGAGAAAGAGAACCUUGGAGCAAAAGCAAAAGGAGAUUCUUGAAAAAUCGAAACAGGAUGCUAUCCAAGCCAAGAAGAGUAGGAGGCGAUCACAACAAAUGCAGCUGCCUGCGGAUAUAGGUUUAAGAAGAGAAAGAACAGUUGUUGAUGUCGACGUAUCAGAAGAGAAGAAAAAGGAACUUUUGGAUAAAAUUCAGCACAAUACUGACAAUUUACAGAAGAGAAGGCUAUCAGAGAAACUUCGACAGCAAAAUCAGCUUAAAGCAAAACUGGAAAGUAUGCGAGCGAAAAGAGUUGGGGAAGCGAAUGCUCUGCUAGGCAUGGGCGAAAGACAAAAAACUAUUGUCAUGGAAGAAAGAGAGAGACAAAAGACUGUUUUGCAAGAGAGGAUAGCCCGUGUACGGUACGAACGAACUCAGACCUCUAUGACGAUAAGAGAAGACAAUCCUGACGCUGAGUCACGAAGCUUCGAUCAGCUUCUAGGAAGUGAUGAAAAUUUAGACCUUAACAAUGAUGAAAGAAUGGAGCGCGCAGCGCAAAGAAUGCAAGAAUCAUUCAUUCAAAAGCACACAGAGCAGACAGAGGCCGAAUCGAAGCCAAUCUUCAAAAGAGCUUCUGUGAUACUAGAGAAAAGAACGCUGGAACAGAAACUUAAAGACCGUAUCGCAUCUAGGAAAUUACAACGAAAACAAAAGGAAGUGUCCGAAGUAGCAGAAGUAGCCGAAUCAGAAUAG
Messenger RNA from Trichoplax adhaerens, 8367 nucleotides. RefSeq lists its product as uncharacterized. Lineage: Eukaryota; Metazoa; Placozoa; Uniplacotomia; Trichoplacea; Trichoplacidae. The transcript is spliced from 35 exons. Gene Ontology annotation, biological process: regulation of DNA-templated transcription. Bases 1 to 8367 code for a protein of 2788 amino acids. The record is from RefSeq and is a predicted model, not a curated record. Gene Ontology annotation, molecular function: DNA-binding transcription factor activity; calcium ion binding.